Messenger RNA from Ordospora colligata OC4, 945 nucleotides. RefSeq lists its product as uncharacterized. The coding region runs from base 1 to 945 and encodes 314 amino acids. Lineage: Eukaryota; Fungi; Microsporidia; Ordosporidae. The transcript has a single exon. The record is from RefSeq and is a predicted model, not a curated record.
AUGUAUAAAUACAGUUUUUCAUCAAGCAGUACCACAAUGCCAGAUUCACUCACAGUUGGAGACUUGCAAAUAGAUGCGGAAAACAACGAAGAGACUCAAGGUAAAAACUUUGCAACAAAAUUCCUCAAGCAUGCAUUCACAAGAGUAGAUGGUAUUUUCUAUCUUAUAUUCUUUAUAAUAGGCGUAUCAUACACAGGCAUAUUAUUAUUCACUAAGCUUAUGGAGCAAAAUAAUACUCUAGCAAUACUAGGCACUGACAAAGUUGUAAAGGUAUUGAUAUGCACUCCAAUCAUACUUAUGGUACUGAAAAUCAUAUACCUGAUGCAAAAACAUCUGAGGGCAUUUGGAUUCAAACAGGCAUACACAGGAAAGUUCAUUGUGAUGUCAUCAUACUUUUUGACAUUGCUGGUGUUGCUAUUGCUAAUAUUAUCAGGAAAGCUCGAACUUUCCCAGAAAACAAUACCUAUAGGCAUAUCAGUUAUGACAUUUCUCAGCAUGGUUGUUUCAAACGAAUUUGUAGAAUUUAGGAAGAAAAAGGACAGAAAUUAUGUAGACUAUUUUAUUAUAGCUGGAGCCAUACUUAUAACUAUUGAUUAUAUUUUCAUGAUAGUAAAUAUAGCUGCAGGCCAUUAUUAUACAUAUGAAGUCAAUAAUAAGGUCAAAAGCAUUUAUAAUAUUUGCAAGGCAAUUCACAUGUUUACAAUAUUCGCAUUACUUGCAAUUCCACUGCUCCAAAAUUUCAUAUGCGAAGUAGAUGCACUUUUUGAAGAAACUACAGAUCAACAGUUCCAAAUACUCAAUAUUCUAUGCAUUAUGGCUCUUGUGUGUGGCACACUGGCUAUUAUCUUGAAGUCAAAAGAGAUAUUUGGUAAAGAUCCAACAGGCAAUUUAGCUAAAAAAAUUUACGAUGCAUUUGCCAACAGAAAAGCGGCUAAGUCUGUUUGA